Ostreococcus lucimarinus CCE9901 is the source of this 1290-nucleotide messenger RNA. RefSeq lists its product with no specific name. The record is from RefSeq and is a predicted model, not a curated record. The coding region runs from base 1 to 1290 and encodes 429 amino acids. The transcript has a single exon. Lineage: Eukaryota; Viridiplantae; Chlorophyta; Mamiellophyceae; Mamiellales; Bathycoccaceae.
AUGACGCCCGCACGAGGACGACGGCGAGGCGUCGACGCGAGCGCCUUUUCGACCGUCGACGCGAAACCGUUGCCGCGAAUCCUUCGCGAUUGGGCGCGACAUCACGUCGAGCUCUUCGUGCGCGACGGCGACAGCGACGCGCACAGCAUCGUCAGCGAUUACGACGGGAACGCGCUCAGCGUCGACGCGCGCCGAGCUGUGCACGAAGAAGCGCGAAGGCGAGGCGUCCGCGCGAGAAGCGAAGAGCACUCUCGCGACGGUGGAGCGAAAAUCGUGACGCUGCGGCGCGGCGACGAUGCGACGGAUGCGACGAGUCGCGGCGAGGAAGAGGGCGUCGACGACGCCGACGACGCCGACGACGAAGCGUUCGCGAGGUGGACGGAGGCGUGCGGGUACGAGGACAUGAGGGACGAGCCUUUCGAUUUAUACGCCGAGCUGAAAAUUUCAAAAGAGAACGCAAAUCCGGCCGGCCGCGCGCGGGCGGCGUACCAUCGCGAGGCGAUGAAGUGGCAUCCCGAUCGCUUGUUAACGAACGGCGGGUCCGCGGGUUUCUGCGACGCUUGCCAAAGCGUGCUUAGGUUUAAUCGCUGGCAUCGCGCUCACGAGCGAGGCGAGCGAGGACGAGACUUUUGCGCGCACUGCGUCGCGACGUCGAAGCGAUCGAUCGCCGGUCGCGAAUGGGAUAGAAAACACAACACCGCUCCGCUCGUCGUCGACGGCGAGAGCGUGGUCGUCACGUGCUUGGACGAUUUAGCGUCAGAGCGUGCGACGUACGAGUCUCGCAUAGAGAGUGGGCGCACGAAAGCAGCGACGGCGUGUCGAAAGCUGCAGCGUUUGGGCAUCGCGUUCUCGGUGUUAAAGGACCGAGAACGCUUCGAGGUAUAUCGCGAUCACGGGUAUACCGGGCUCGUGAAAUCGGAGCGGCACGCAGAGGUCGACGUGUUUGACUUGGAUGGGUUCUCUGUGUACGAUUCAUUUUUCGCGGGCGAGAACGAAGAUGAUAGGCAAUAUUUGUUGCUUUGUCCAGACGCCGAGAGCGACGACGACGCUGAGGACGCAAACGUCGACGCGGCAGCCGACGACGACGACGCCGAAGAUGAAGUCCAGGCAUUGCUCGCGGAAAAUAAGGAAGCCGUUGAAUCUGCUCCGAAGAGGCGUCGAAAUGACGACGACGUUGAUUUUCCGUUGGCGCCCAUAGCCGUGCGCGUCGCGGGCGUCGCAGACGCACACACGAACGAUAGCACCGCAGCAGAUCCGUGGGCCGAACUUGCGAAGCGCAUAGGUGAAUAA